Messenger RNA from Pseudocercospora fijiensis CIRAD86, 543 nucleotides. RefSeq lists its product as uncharacterized. The transcript has 3 exons. The record is from RefSeq and is a predicted model, not a curated record. Lineage: Eukaryota; Fungi; Ascomycota; Dothideomycetes; Mycosphaerellales; Mycosphaerellaceae. Bases 1 to 543 code for a protein of 180 amino acids.
AUGUUUGUUGUUAAAGCCUACUAUCCCGACGGAGUCUCCCGUAUACUUGCUACUAGUGGCUCAAACUACAUUGGUCUUGUUGACAACGAGACUGUUCUGAAGUUCCCGCACGACCCGGAGGAGCUAUCCUACCUCGAGCUUGAAGCCAAAAUAUAUGAGCACCUUGGUCGUCAUUCUCGCAUCCUGGGGUUCAAAGGCAGAACUGAGCAUGGUCUGCUCCUAGACUUCGCAAGCAACGGACGCAUCCUACGCUCAGAUGGCAGCAUUUGCGUCAAUAGUGGGGUCCGCGAGAAUGCGAAGUCGCGCAUGCCUGGUAAAGCAGAGGACGAGGCCGAUGUAAUGACAGACAUCUUCGCCAUGGGCUCUACGAUAUACUACAUCAUGCAAGGCCAUGAGCCUUUCCCUGAUCUGGACACGUUUGCGGACGAGACUGUCAUUACGGAACGUUUCGCGUCACACCAAUUCCCGCCUCUCGAUGAUUCGCUCGCUAGCAGGAUUGUCUAUAAAUGCUGGGAGGAUAGGCUAGUAAACUAUGUCUUAUAA